Molecule: messenger RNA, 3451 nt
Organism: Cuscuta campestris
Lineage: Eukaryota; Viridiplantae; Streptophyta; Magnoliopsida; Solanales; Convolvulaceae
Source: the annotation of a GenBank genome assembly
UACGCAUUUUGCCUUGAAUAGAAGUCUUUUUCUUUCUUCCAUAACCCUUUUCUUCCACCGGUGCUGCAUUCUUCAGAGCUUCGUCCAAAGUGAAAUUGGUAAGUGAGAGAAAGUUGUAGUGCACGCCUUAAGAAGAAGGAGACCUCGUGAAGGGGGAGGCUGUUAGAAAUUGCAUUCUCAGGCAUGACUACUGCGGGGAAAUCAGCGAUGAUGGUGGAAGGCUCACCACAGUCAAAUGCGCGUGCUGGUGGGGUGUUUGCCUUGAAAAGGAAAGCAGAAUUUAUUAAAAGUGCAUCUCCCGUGCGUAGAAGUGGUAGGUUGAUGCUGGUACAACUUAAGCGGGAUGCUGAACAUGUGGAUUUAGGUGAAGAAAAGUAUGAUGGGUCCAAAGAUGCUGGUGACGUAGAGAAAGAGGAUAAGGAUGACGAUGAGGUUAUGGAUUGUGCUGGAAAUGAUGCUGAAGAUCCUGAGCAUGAGGGUGAUAGUUCUGAUAGUGACGAUGAUUUUGAGGAACCCCCAAAGAAGAAUAUGAGUGUGGAUAUCCCUCAACUUGUGAAUUCAAAAGUUGCAAUAGUGGUGAAGAAAAGGAAGGACGGGCUUCGGAAGAUGAAGGAAAAGUACAUGAGGAAGACGAGAUCUUCACCACAUGUGUUGCAGGGAGUGUUGGAUGCUCUGAAUAAGAUCCAAAAGCAGGAGAUAGAAACGAUUGGUUUCGGUUCUAUUCUGAGGUUACGGUUGACAGAGCUGCCUGCCAAAUUGGGGUAUUGGGUGAUAAAGAAUUUUAAUCUAAAGAGUAGCACACUUGAGCUUCCAAAGCAUGUCAGAUUGCAUAUGAGCAUAGAAGAUGUUGAGCAUGUGUUGGGCUUGCCGAGGGGAAAUAUUAAGAUAAGUAACAAAGCAAGGAGUGAGAAAUGUAGCUUGGUUGAGAAGUGGAGAGCAGAAUUUGGCAAGAAGGAUAAUAGGAUAACGCCGUUGGAGUUGGGUCAGAAGCUGUUGACAUACGAGGAGGGUGGGGUGUGGUUUGUUCGCCAUUUUGUGUUGUUGGUAGUGGCACUUCUCAUAGAUACUCCAAGCCAUGGUUACGUUAACCCUGCUAUGUUGAAGAACAUAGCUAACAUUGAUUCAGUAGUGAGAUUUAAUUGGUGUGAAUAUGUGCAUAGGACAUUGAUAGACAGUGCAAUCAGAUGGGAGGAUGGAAAGAGUAAAUACUUCACAGGACCAUUGAUGUUUCUGAUUGUUUUCUAUGUCGAUAGGGUGGUUCUUUACAAUAGGGAUGUGGAGAGGACAACACCUGCUUUUGUUGGCUGGAAAUCAAAGAUACUUAGGGAUAGAGAGAAUAAAGAAGUGAAGGGUGGUGGGUUUGGUUUGGGAUUUGACGAUGGAAGGUAUGUGUGUGAGAAAUCUGUAGCUGAGGAAAACAACGUGGAUGACAAUGCAAAGGGGGAAGAAGGCAUUGAGAUUGCUGCUGGAAGGUUACUGGGAUUAGUGAAUAAAAAUCCAAAAGAUGGUGUGCAGCCUGCGGAAUGUGCAUUUUCUGAAGUGUCUUAUGAUGAGUUCAUUUGGAGCGAUCCUUCAAAUAUCUCUAAGUUGGUUGCAUCAGAGGAGGCAGAGUUGGCGAGGAGGAAGUUCAAGCAGAUGGUGGCUGAUAUACCCUCCUUUAGCCUUGGCAUCACACAGGAUGGUGCCUUGCAAGGAAGUGUGUCGUUAAUGGAGGGUGCACCAGCUGAGGCGAUGAAGAACGAUGUUUAUGUGGAAUUGCAGAUUGCUGCUGGAAGGUUACUGGGAUUAGUGAAUAAAAAUCCAAAAGAUGGUGUGCAGCCUGCGGAAUGUGCAUUUUCUGAAGUGUCUUAUGAUGAGUUCAUUUGGAGCGAUCCUUCAAAUAUCUCUAAGUUGGUUGCAUCAGAGGAGGCAGAGUUGGCGAGGAGGAAGUUCAAGCAGAUGGUGGCUGAUAUACCCUCCUUUAGCCUUGGCAUCACACAGGAUGGUGCCUUGCAAGGAAGUGGUGAUCACCAUGUGGUUGAUGUUGGUAAUUGCAGCAACAGUCCAUUUACCCCUGUGCUUGGAGUUAGUAAUGUGAAUCAGGAACUCGCCAAUGCUUCGAAUGAACCGAGAGGGUGUGGUGAACCUGGAACUAACUUGCAUACGGAAGGUGGGGAAGCAUGUGGCCAAGGGUCGGCCAGUGCUACCAUAAGAAGACAUGAUCCAUCAGUAGAGGUGGAAAAGAGAAAUGAACAGCUGAAACCCGCUCGGGUAAUUAAACCAGCAGAAUCUCUACGUUCUCCGUACGUGACAAGAGCAGUGGAUUUGAAUGAUGGUUUGAGUACUGUAGAAAAGAGAUUGGGGAGAUGGAUAUUUAAAAACAGUAGUGCUCCAAGGGAGGAAGUUGUUUUUAAAAAGGGUAAGUUUUGGUUAAGUAGAGAAGAUAUUUGUAGUCUGGACAUAUUGAAACACAUUUCAAAGAAGGUGUUGGAUGCAUGGUGUGUGAUUUUAAAUCUUCGUGAGAAGUACCGGAGCAAUACCUCACCACUACGAUUGUUUGCAAAANUUUAUUUGUUCAAUGUUCUCUACAUUCGCAGGGAGGAAGUUGUUUUUAAAAAGGGUAAGUUUUGGUUAAGUAGAGAAGAUAUUUGUAGUCUGGACAUAUUGAAACACAUUUCAAAGAAGGUGUUGGAUGCAUGGUGUGUGAUUUUAAAUCUUCGUGAGAAGUACCGGAGCAAUACCUCACCACUACGAUUGUUUGCAAAACACUUGAUUGUAAGGUGUGACAUUCUGGACAGUUCAUCUGCGAAAGCCAAGAAUGAAGAGCGAUAUGGAGAAAUGCCAUCACUAGUGCUGAAUAUGUUGGCCAAUUUCUUGGAGCAUCAUGGAUUUAGAAGCAAGGCAGCCUGUAUACGUGAACUUCAACCUAAAAGAAUUGGGCUACCUUGGAGGGAUGCAAAGCAAGUGUAUGACUACGGGGUGGCAACAAUGCGUCACAUGGAGACAUACAUGGGAGAGGGAGCGAAGGGAUGGGAUUGUGGUCUGUCGAAGCUAAAUCACAAACCACUUUUGGUCCUACGUAUGAAGUACUGUGCAGCAAUUUUACUCCACGAGGUGAACGAGUUGAUGGAGAUGGUAGAAAAUGAGUCUUUUAAAAACGAUAAGAUGCUUAAGGGGAAGAAUGUUGAGUGAAAAGCAAUUCUGAUCCUCUGGUUUCGUGUUGUUGACGGGGUGUUUUUGUUGUUGUUUUGAGAACUAAGGGUUUUGUGUUUUUUGGUUGAUUUGUUUUUUGAGGGAGGAGCCAUUCCUUUACAUGACAUGGGUAUGUUGUUUUGGACGUAUGCAUGCGUUAGUAGUGGUAGGAUGAUCUUCUUUAUGUGACAGAUGUGUUUAAUGCUCUGAAUUAUGCACUACCCUUGGUAAUUCUUUAAUUGCCGUGUAUUUUAUUUAGAAAUCAACAGUGGAGUUCAUC